UAAAAUGGCUACCUUCAAUUCCGAAGACCUAUUCCUGAGUCGAGCGAAGUUUGUAAUGAAAUUUUUGGGAGUAUGGAUGCCUCCUGUUGACGAGACUUUGCCGCGAAAGUUGUUCAAAAUAUUUAUGUUGACAUUGCAAUACUUAUUUCUGAUUUUUCAAACGAUCUACAUCACGCAGAUAUGGGGGGAUUUGGAGGCGGUGUCGCAGCCUUCAUACUUGCUGUUCACACAAGCAUGCCUCUGUUUGAAGAUAACGAUAUUUCACGUGAAUAUUGACAACCUCAGAGAACUUUUGAAGCAAAUGGGGUCUGAAGUCUUUUUGCCGCAAUCUCGUGUUCAUGAAGAGAUCCUCAAGACGCAAGCUGCAAGGAUCAAAAGAUUUUUGCUAGCGUUCAUGAUCAGCUCCCAAAUCGUGUGCACGAUCUGGGUCGUUCAUCCGAUGCUCCAAAAAACUGGUCCUCGGAAAUUCCCCUUUGAUAUGUGGAUGCCAGUGUCUCCAGACGAUUCACCCCAGUACGAAAUUGGGUACGCCUUCCAACUGCUCACCAUUUGCAUGAGCGCCUACAUGUACUUUGGGGUAGACAGUGUGGCUCUCUCUUUGGUAAUCUUCGGGUGCGCUCAGGUCGAAAUCAUCAAGGACAAGAUUUUGAGUAUAUCGCCAGUACAACAUAGAUUGAAAGAAAGUGAACGUAAAAUAAUCUAUGAAAAAAAUCACAAGAUUCUCGUGGAGUGCGUUAUUCAACAUCAGGCUGUUGUGACAUUCACUCAGCUAGUCGAAGACACGUAUCACUGGUACCUGCUGUUCCAACUCACCGGGGACGUAGGCGUCACCUGCAUGAGCGCUCUAAACAUUCUGGCUCAAGAAGUGCGCAGUCUGCAGUUCGUUACUAUCCUGAUAUACGUCAUCGUGAUGUUGAGUCAACUGUUCAUAUGCUGUUGGUCGGGGCACGAGUUAACUGCUACUAGCGAAGGCCUCCACACAGUUCUAUACCAGUGUAUAUGGUACGAACAAGACCUGAAAUUCAAGCGAGACCUGCGUUUCGUCAUGAUGCGCAUGAGUCGCCCGAUGGUCCUUCGAGCCGGACACUACAUCGGCAUGUCUAGGCAGACGUUCGUAGCUGUCCUUCGCAUGUCUUAUUCUUACUUCGCUGUAUUGAAUCAAGCUAAUAGGGUAGAGCAACAAUAAGAAGGCUUCAUAGUAUUAUUACUUAUAAUAUUUAAAAGCAAUUAAAU
Molecule: messenger RNA, 1233 nt
Organism: Ostrinia nubilalis (European corn borer)
Lineage: Eukaryota; Metazoa; Arthropoda; Insecta; Lepidoptera; Crambidae
Product: odorant receptor Or1-like
Exons: 8
Coding region: 5-1186 (393 amino acids)
Biological process (GO): sensory perception of smell; detection of chemical stimulus involved in sensory perception of smell
Cellular component (GO): plasma membrane
Molecular function (GO): olfactory receptor activity; odorant binding
Source: RefSeq, a predicted model, not a curated record